GUGGUCUGCUCAUAAAGUAACAAGUUACCGGUAUCUGUGAAACACCAAGACCAUGAACCACACAACCAGCAGCAGCUAGGAAACACAUGCUCCACCACCAUCAGACUGAUCAACACAGUGACAGACCCCAAACACACCCACGCCUCAUCUUCUAACUCUCAAGCUGAGUGAAGGGGUAUUUUCAGAGAGCAACUAUAGAAUGUGACCUCCUUUUCAGCUAACAAACAGGAAUUAUUUUAUAGAACAGCAGCCCUCAUCAAAAGGAAGUCUGCUCUUUCUCUACUCUACAAUUCCUUCUCUGUGUGUAUCGGUUAGUCAACUCCUAGCUACCAGUGACAGUGAUAGAUAAGGACAUACAGCCUGAGGAAACAGUCAAAUCCUUACAGAGAUGUCUGGUGGUCCCUUCUCCUGCUUCUCCAAACAGGGAAUACUACUUAUCCUAUUCUCCAACCUCCACUAUGUUGUGGGUGUUCCUCUGAUCAUCAACAAGAGAGUGGGGGACUCUAUGGAGCUGCUGGCAGGCUUAGAGAGGGGACAUUUCAAAUCCUUGUUGUGGAAGUAUGGAGGAAGGGAUAUCGUAGAAUUCAACUCAGAAGUUAUAUAUUCACCUGGAUCCCAGUUUGAGGGGAGACUAAAGAUGAACACUAAAAACUUCAGUUUAACAGUCAGAGAACUGACACUGCAAGACUCAGGGGAUUUUCUACUUACAGGUGAAGGGGACAAAGGUCAGAUUGACAGUAAGACCAUCACUCUGAAGGUCCACGAACCUAUAUCCAAGGUGGCGAUCCAGACAGACAUCAAGCUAUUGGCCAACCACUCCUGUACGGUACGGCUGGUGUGCAACGUGUCCUGCUACCCCAACAUUACCUACACCUGGGAGAGAGACAAUGAGAUCUACGGGGACGCCCAGCAGAUUCACUUCUCUCUCUCACCAGCAGAGAGAAACAUCAGUGUAAAGUGCAACGCCUCCAACCUAGUCAGUUGGAAAACUACCUCUGCGACAGUAAAGUGUAGAAAUGACACAACCACCCCAGAAUAUGUGACAGGACUGGCGUCGUAUGCCAUCUACAUCGGAGUAUCAGUGGGAGGUGCUGUGGUGCUGAUCCUCACUGUAGCUGUGGCAGUGUGCUACUGCAGGGGCCGAAGUAACACAGCAGAUCUAACUGACAACACAAUAUAUGCUGAUAUUAUGAUCAACACAAGAAGUAGAGAUACAAUAUCAAACAGUCAUGUAAACCCAAUAUCCAUCUAUGAAACUGUCAAUGAUCUGGUUAUCCCAAGAUUGAACAAGCCGCAGACUCUGUAUGACAAGAUCGCAUUUGGACGCCCAGAAGGCCCCCCUUGUCCCUACCAGAAAGUACUGUGAGCUGAACAGGAUGUGGUCAUAGGCUGGGCCUUGCAUAGAUAUAGAACCCUCUGCAUCCUCUGCAUCUUACACGUGUACAUUCUGUAGAUAGGCCUAGAUGUUACUGUUUCAUUUCAUCACGAUCUACACAAUUUGCUUACAAUUUGAUGAUUGUACUCUUCUCCCUUUUUUAAUUAUCAUAUAUAUAGUGUAUCAUCAGGCCUUAUGCUGUUCUUUGAGGGCCUAGUUACAAUUAGAUUCUGAAAUGUGUCAUAGGCAGUUAUAGGUGUUGUGAUCAGACAAGCUCAUAUGUCGAAUUUCUAGUUUCUAGAUUAAAGAAAAUAGUUGUAGAUAAUAGUAUGACAUUGAUUAGUGAAGUUCAUUUAUGCCUGUGAAUAGAAAGUGUACUCUUUUGCAUCAGGAUUAUGUGCUGGCCAGGCAUCGAUGAGGUUGUAAUCAGAGAGUAUAUGAUGGAGAGUCUUUGUUACAUGUGGACUGUAGAUGGUCUUAUUUGAUUUGUCCGCAUGUCCAAAAUGGCAUUCAUGUCUGUCCCAAUAACCAGAUGGAAUUCAAUUAAUUCCCCAAAAUAUUCCAUUCACAGAAUAAAACAUGUUUCUACCUUUUUGCAUACGUUGAGUGCUUUGCAUUUAGAAUGAAUUGUAAUUACCACUCACGACUGUAUUUGUUAGCAACAGAGGCAUGAUUGUUGUAUUGAAUGGUUUUCAGUACUGUAGCCUUCACCAAGUGAAUGUCUAAGUGAAUAUGUUAUCUUUAAAAUUAAACUCAUUAUGACAACACAUUACAUAUAUCAUAAAGCCGCUGAGGGCCUAGUUACACCCUAACACACUGGUCUGAAACUCCUGGUUUAGUCAAAUUAUGCCGGCUUGCAAAGGGAUGUGUCAUUUCUAUUGGAAUCCAGUCAAAGUUAGGAUAUCCAACUAUUUAACAUUUAAGUCACAUGCAACAUGCAUUCAGAAUGACUGUUGGGGUAGAGAAAAUUGUCACGAUCGUCUAUAGGUGGAAGAGAGGAGGACAUAAAUACAUCUUCUUUAAUGAAGACGAAACAAACACUUUUACAAACGAACAAAACAACCGUGAAGCUAUACAAACAAAUCGUGCUGACACUAAACACUACACAUAGACAAUUACCCACAACCUACCU
Salvelinus fontinalis (brook trout) is the source of this 2507-nucleotide messenger RNA. Its product is annotated as natural killer cell receptor 2B4-like. Bases 389 to 1366 code for a protein of 325 amino acids. The transcript is spliced from 7 exons. The record is from RefSeq and is a predicted model, not a curated record. Lineage: Eukaryota; Metazoa; Chordata; Actinopteri; Salmoniformes; Salmonidae.